CACCGGCUUUAUCUGGGACAGCUGCUGGGUUGGCGGUGGAGUCCUCGCUGGGGGCAAAAGGGAGUGACCAUGGGGGCCACUCGGGAUCCAGAGCAGCCGCGGGGUCCCAGUGGAGCGGAGCGGGGCGGCCCAGAGCCCGGGGACGAGGGUUCGGCGGGGCAGCUGGUGGUCACGAAUCCCUGGAACAUCAUGAUUAAACAUCGGCAGGUGCAGCGUAGGGGCCGCCGCUCCCAGAUGACGACGAGCUUCACAGACCCUGCCAUCUCUAUGGACUUGCUUCGAGCUGUCCUACAACCAAGCAUCAAUGAAGAGAUUCAGACAGUCUUCAACAAGUAUAUGAAGUUCUUUCAGAAAGCAGCCUUUAAUGUCAGAGACAAUGUUGGAGAAGAUGUCGAUGCAGAGCAACUGAUCCAGGAAGCCUGCCGAAGUUGUCUGGAACAGGCUAAACUGCUGUUUUCAGAUGGGGAGAAAGCGAUACCCAGACUGACUCACGAACUUCCCGGGAUGAAGCGAGGCCGGCAAGCAGAUGAAGAAUGUGCCCAUCGAGGAAGCCCUAUCCCAAAAAAGAGGAAGGGCCGGCCUCCAGGACACAUCCUUUCAAAUGACAGAUCAACUUCCGGCAUGGUGUGGAAACCAAAAUCCUGUGAACCAAUUCGGAGGGAGGGUCCUAAGUGGGAUCCAGCCCGACUGAAUGAAUCUACUACCUUUGUGCUGGGCUCUAGGGCCAACAAGGCCCUUGGCAUGGGAGGUACCCGAGGGCGGAUCUAUAUCAAGCAUCCACACCUCUUUAAGUAUGCAGCUGAUCCCCAGGACAAGCACUGGCUAGCUGAACAACACCACAUGAGGGCCACUGGUGGCAAAAUGGCUUAUCUCCUCAUUGAAGAGGACAUUAGAGACCUAGCUGCCAGUGAUGACUACAGGGGCUGCCUGGACCUGAAGAUGGAAGAACUAAAGCCCUUUGUCCCUCCUUCCUGGAUGGCAGAGAAGAUGAGGAAAUACAUGGAAACACUCAGGACUGAAAAUGAACAUCGUCCUAGUGAAGUGCCUCCUGAGACAUGAUGCCAACUUCUUGGUUGCCCCUGGUAGCUUUCCUCAAGUGGCCCUCAGAGGGGAUGCAGAUAGGUGCCCCCACCUUUGACUUUUUGGCUACACAGCUGUUCCUGAGCCUUUUCUCCAAGGGUAUCUUAAACUUAGGACCCAAACUAGUUUGCAGCUGGUGUCUGUUCAGCACCCCCAGAAAGGCAUACUUGGUUUUCUGUUUUUGUGAAUUUAUUGGGUUGGAAAGUUGAAUGAUUUGUAAUAAAUACAAAUGGUACAACA
Messenger RNA from Gracilinanus agilis (Agile Gracile Mouse Opossum), 1320 nucleotides. It is a transcript of the gene DNTTIP1, whose product is annotated as deoxynucleotidyltransferase terminal interacting protein 1. The transcript is spliced from 13 exons. The coding region runs from base 70 to 1059 and encodes 329 amino acids. The record is from RefSeq and is a predicted model, not a curated record. NCBI's taxonomy places the organism in Eukaryota, Metazoa, Chordata, Mammalia, Didelphimorphia, Didelphidae. Gene Ontology annotation, molecular function: nucleosome binding; DNA binding. Gene Ontology annotation, cellular component: nucleus.